CUCCUCAAGUGACAAAUGGCGCAGCACUGCUAGCUGUGAAGAAUGUACCGCAACCUCCACCUCCACCACCACCAUGCUUAUUGUCGGGAAAGAACCGCGCAACACCACCACCACCGCCACCACCACUGACUUCAAAAGGGCCGGCAUUGUCGACCAGAAAUAAAGUGGAUAUACCGAAAGCACUGCAGCCAAAAGCCAUGCCUAAAGGAGGUUCAAAGCUGAAACAGAUUCAGUGGACAAAAAUACCUGUUGAAAAGGUGAUUGGCGAUGGUGUGCAAAAAAUUCGCAAUGUUUGGAUGUCGUCAGCAAAAUUGCCCGAGAAUGGUACUUCUUUUGUGAUUUAG
Messenger RNA from Gongylonema pulchrum, 344 nucleotides. NCBI's taxonomy places the organism in Eukaryota, Metazoa, Nematoda, Chromadorea, Rhabditida, Gongylonematidae. The record is from the annotation of a GenBank genome assembly.